Molecule: messenger RNA, 1001 nt
Organism: Cyprinus carpio (common carp)
Lineage: Eukaryota; Metazoa; Chordata; Actinopteri; Cypriniformes; Cyprinidae
Product: CD209 antigen-like protein C
Source: RefSeq, a predicted model, not a curated record
UUUCCUGUGAUGUCUGUUUAAAUAGUAUGUUUGACUUCCUUAACUGUCAGUCACUCAGACUUCUGCCAGUUUAAUGAAAUGGAUGUAAUCUAUGCAAAUUCUGAACUCAUAUGUUCAACAAAUGCUUCAAUUAACAAAUGCUCCCGAUACAAAGGUCAGAAGACCCUCAAGAAAGAAGUGACUGUGCAUAAAUGGAUUAAAGUUCUUCUGAUAGUUCUCAGUGUCUGUUUGGUCUUUGCUUUCGGAGGUGUUUGCACUCUGGCCAUACUUCUUUCACAUGCUACACACUUCAGUGUGCCUGUGUCUGAUCAGGACCAAAAUGCCACAGAUUACAAAGCACAGUUUGAUGCGCUCCGGCACCAGCAUGAGGAGACACUUAGAAAGCUGAACAGAUUAAAUUACAGCACAGGGUGUGCACUUUGUGCCGUCCACUGGAUUCAUUCUGGAGGAAAGUGUUACUACUUCUCUAAGUUCAAGAUGAAUUGGACACAAAGUCGAGAUCACUGUGUGUGUCUAGGAGGACAUCUAGUGAUCAUAAACAGCAAAGCAGAGCAGGAUUUUGUUACUUCUAACGUUAAAGUAACCCACUGGAUUGGUCUUAAUGAUCUGGAAACUGAAGGUCACUGGGUUUGGGUGAACAAACAGCCAGUUAAUGAUUCAGUAGAAUUCUGGAUUAAGCGAGAGAAUGGAAUCAGAGAGCCUGAUAACUGGACUAAAGGCCAUCCGGACGGUGAGGACUGCGCUGGUCUAGGACAUCCUGGCGGAGAGACGGAUUUCUGGUCGGAUGCUUUCUGUUCUCUAGAGAAAAGAUUUGUGUGUGAAGCUCCUGCAGCAGUUUAAUUCAUCGCUCCCGAAAAGAUUUUGUCCAUUUGCUCAUUAGUAUUUAUCAAAGGAACACAAAGACACAUUUUGAAGAAUUAAUGUACUUACCACUUUAACCCCCAAAUACUUUGCAUUAAAUGUAAGCUUUGUAUUAAAUGUAAACAAGUUUCUGCUUUUAA